Penicillium soppii is the source of this 1542-nucleotide messenger RNA. Its product is annotated as cytochrome P450. The transcript has 3 exons. Bases 1 to 1542 code for a protein of 513 amino acids. Gene Ontology annotation, molecular function: iron ion binding; oxidoreductase activity, acting on paired donors, with incorporation or reduction of molecular oxygen; heme binding. The record is from RefSeq and is a predicted model, not a curated record. Lineage: Eukaryota; Fungi; Ascomycota; Eurotiomycetes; Eurotiales; Aspergillaceae.
AUGGUAUUCACUCUCACUUCGCUGGCGGUAGGACUUCUCGCUGUGCUGGUCUUCUAUAAAGCGGUAAUCUAUCCGGCAUUUAUCUCGCCACUGUCCAAGAUCCCCAAUGCUCAUUGGAGUGUUCCCAUCACACCGGCUUGGAUGCUAUGGAAGCGUUUCACAAGCCGAAACAACCGAACUAUCCAGGCCGUGCAUGAAAAGCUUGGUCCAAUUGUUCGACUAGGUCCGUCAGAGAUCUCUAUUAACUGCGUUGAAGGAGGGAUCAAAGCAGUCUAUACAGGUGGAUUUGAGAAGCAUGAUUGGUAUCCACGAGUCUUCGCAUCAUUUGGGACCGUCAGUAUGUUCACCAUGGUAGGAAGCAAGACUCAUGCAAAUCGGAAGAGGAUGCUGUCAAACAUCUACUCCAAGUCGACCCUGCAAACCUCCCUUCAUUUGAGAAUUGUCUCAAACGCGGUCAUCUUCGAUCGGUUACUACCUAUUCUCGAUAAGGCGGCGAGCUCUGGAACAUCGAUGGAUGUGCAUGAUCUGAACCAAGGCUUGACAAUGGACUUUGUCUCGUCUUAUCUGUUUGGUUUGCAGAAUGGCACAAAAUUCCUGCAGAAUGAUUCGCUCCGAAAGCACUGGCUUCAUCUUUACAUGUGCCGGAAGCCAUUCGAAUUUUAUUCUCAGGAGGUGCCUUAUCUGGACGGUUGGUUGAGACGAAUUGGUCUUCGUGUGGUUCCAAAGUACUGUGACGAGGCCAAUGCAAUGCUCGAUGCUUGGGCCCUGGACUUGUGCGACAAAGGCGAGCAGUCAAUUGCAUCAACUGACCCAGGCGUGGAACCCAUUGUCUACAAGCAGCUAAAGCAGUCUUUGGACAAGAUUUCCACGAAGAACGGAGAAGCAAAGCCAGAUAGAGUCCAGCAGCGACUCGAUAUUGCGUGCGAAUUGUACGACCAGCUGACUGCCGGGUUUGAGACCAGUGCUGUCGCGCUUACUUAUUUGUUUUGGCAAGUUUCCAGAAACCAAGAUAUACAGGAUAAGCUACGCGAGGAGCUGCUUACUUUGAAUCCUCCUGUUUCAUACCCCAAAACUGCUGAAUUACCCCCAGCCAAGGCUAUCGAUAGUCUGUCCUUCUUGGAGGCCAUUGUGACGGAGACUUUGAGACUUCAUGCCCCGAUUCCAGGGAUUCAGCCUCGAGUGACACCAUCUCCUUCUUGUACCCUGGUUGGCUACGCAGACAUUCCGCCCAACACUCGGGUCAGUGCACAGGGAUACUCCCUACAUCGCAACCCAGAAGUGUUCCCAGACCCAGAGAGCUGGCAGCCAAAACGGUGGCUGGAAGCGGAAAACUCCCCUGCCGACCUGGAGGAGAAACGUCGGUGGUUCUGGGCGUUCGGAAGUGGUGGGCGCAUGUGCGUGGGAAAAAUGAAACUGGCCGUGGCUGCGAUUUACACCAAUUUCCGCACCACCAUUGUCAACGACGACAAGAUCGAAGCAAUCGAUGCCUAUACUGUAAAACCCGAGGGCGACAAACUGAUCCUCAAUUUCGCAAGGAUUUGA